Knipowitschia caucasica is the source of this 1278-nucleotide messenger RNA. The record is from the annotation of a GenBank genome assembly. Lineage: Eukaryota; Metazoa; Chordata; Actinopteri; Gobiiformes; Gobiidae.
AUGGCUCUGAGCUCGGGAUGGGCUCCUCCAGCCCCACUACCCGCCUCACAGCAGGCUGUGUGCGGCGGCCCUGCACCGGCAGCCUGCUGCAACACGGUGCUCAUGUCCGUGCGGGUUUCAGUGUGUCAUUCCGGGAUCCGGCCGCUGUGCCUGCCCGGGGCAGGGAGCGAGGCUCUCCGCCUGCAGCUCUCCAUGGACCCGAGCUGCGCGGGAGAGUUCCGCCUCGCGCUGAGAGACACGAGCGGCAGCCGCAGCGUGUUCAUUGCAGAGUUUGACCUGCGCUCCGUGCAGUAUGAGGUGAAGUCUCCUCGGUGUCAUGAGAUGCGUUUAGCCGCUCCACCGCACGACUGCAUCCGCUUCAACUUCCGGUGCGACCGUGAGGCAGAGGAGUGGGCCACUGUGGUCAUGUCCUCACUCCGAGAGGCGCAUAGAGUUUCAAAUAUUAUUCCAUGUGAAUCGGACGGUACGCAGACAGCCGCAGAGGCCUUCAGCUCGGCUCCUUCGCUCCCUCGCUGCGAGGAGUUGUGCCUGGAGCUGGCCAAAGCCGUAGAAGCCGGUGACGGGCAAGCGGCAGCACAACACGCCUCAGCUCUGGCCCGGCAGAAAGCGGCGCUCACCAUCCAGCUAGCUCAAAACAACUACACAGACGGGGAAAUUAACUUAUCGGUUGUAGUAGAAGAUGUCUCGUCGUCUUGUUGUGUGACAGUUAAAGUGUUUCCUUACAUGACGGUGGCAGCACUAAAGCAACAGGUGUUUCUAGAGUAUGGCUUUCACCCGCGGGUGCAGCGCUGGGUGAUUGGUCAGUGCCUGUGCACAGAUCUCAGGAGCCUGGCCUCAUAUGGGGUGCAGAAGGACGGAGACACUGCAUACCUGUACCUGAUCUCCGCCCGCCAGGCGCGCAUCACUAGGCAGCUGUUCCAGCAGGACCUGGAGAGCACCCUCCUCGCCCCUCCUCCUCCUCCAGGAAACGGCCCCAUGUCCCAGGACCGCCGGGGCUACAGCACCCUACCCACCCGGCUGCACAACAACCAAGGAGGCUCAGGGUCAGGAGUUGACCUUAAAGAUAUCCUCGACUUUGAGAAUCUCCAAAUAAAUGACAAAACCAACAAAGCCACUAAAACACAGCAAACAGAGUGGGCCUGUCCCUUGUGCACGUUCAUAAACAAACCAUCUCGUCCCGGCUGCGAGAUCUGUGCCACCGCUCGUCCUGACACACACGCGCUGCAGGAUAAAGGAAGGCGAGAAGAGCGGGCAGACCCUGGUCCCGGCAGCAGCUGA